UCACUUGCCAACGCUCCUACCAAGAAGGCUCUCUAUCUCGCUCUCUCCGAUCACCCUAUCAUAAUCGAUAAUGGUCACAAGAGUGUUCAAUUGGAUAGGAAAACUGGAAAGUUUCGUUACAUGCUUGCUGCUAGAUCUCUCACUAUUAUUUGGAGUGAUCAUGAACAAUACUGGGACUGGAUUGAAUUGCCUGAAUCCAGGUUCCCUGAAGUUGCUGAGCUUCGUGAUGUAUGUUGGUUUGAUAUUCAGGGUACGAUAAACACCGUUGCAUUGUCCCCAAAUACUGAGUAUGCAGCUUAUCUUGUGUUCAAGAUGGUUGAUGCCCGUGGAUUUCAGAACCGUCCUAUAGAGUUAUCAGUUUUUGUCGAAGGUGGACAUAGUAGUUAUGCAAGUUAUAUUGUUGUCUGUGUGUAG
Vicia villosa (hairy vetch) is the source of this 414-nucleotide messenger RNA. Its product is annotated as F-box protein PP2-B10-like. Lineage: Eukaryota; Viridiplantae; Streptophyta; Magnoliopsida; Fabales; Fabaceae. The transcript is spliced from 3 exons. The annotation marks the transcript as partial. The record is from RefSeq and is a predicted model, not a curated record.